Molecule: messenger RNA, 489 nt
Organism: Racocetra fulgida
Lineage: Eukaryota; Fungi; Glomeromycota; Glomeromycetes; Diversisporales; Gigasporaceae
Source: the annotation of a GenBank genome assembly
AUGUUUCUGGUUCUGUUCCGUUUUUAUUUCAAUUCCAGCAUUAAGAAAAACGAACGAGAAAAAAAAGAUUGUCAACAAUCUGAAAAAACUCAACUACGGAAUUUUCUUGCUAGUGCAAACCAUUCCAGUCCAUCUCCUAGUUUAGAAAAUAUUUUUUUCUUACUCGACAGUAAUUCCACUCAACUUUUUCUUCAUUUUUUCAAUUCGGUUCUUUUUCGUUUGCCUAAUUUGUUAAUUCCGGGCCUCAAUAAAAAGUUAUGUAUUGAAAUUGGAAAGAGAAAAAAGUUGGAAACGUCUCUUGAAAGAAGCAAACAAACUACAAAUCUAGUUAUCCAAGUCCAAUCCGAUUUAAAUCAACUUAAAGACAAGCAGGAGAAACAAGAAGAAAAAAUCGGGGAAAAGCGACAACUAACCAAAGAAGAAAAACAAUUAGCUGAAAUCCAGGCUCGGGAACGAAAUAUUUUCAACCACACUAAACCCCAGAACUGA